UGGACGAAACCAUGUGAGUUAGGGCGGGGGUGCACAACUCCGCACAAUGUUAUGGUGUUUCCAAAGGAUAACGCUACGUUUGACUGAAGGGCUGAAAAAAAACGUGGUUACCUUUUUAAAGUACUAUUGAAUUUGAACGAGAUCUUCGCUAAGGCAGCGAAUGAACUAUAACCGGUCUGGCAUGAGACAGGGAGGAAUUGGACCGAUCGGGCUUCUCUCCGUUCUGCGCCAUCCUUGACCAUGCGUAAUUAAAACACAGAGGGUCUAAUUUGAUUGAAUCAGAAAUUGAUAAAGAUAUGACCUCGAACAGUUUGUCCAACGGUUUUUUGUUUGUUUGACUCUGAAGGCAGAUCAUAUUUUACACGCCCUGAUCCUCGAAACGAGGCAUAUCCCACGCAUAGAAAUUAUCUUCAUGUAGUACAAUUCAUGAAUACGUAAUGGCCACAACAUGCAGAUAUAUGGUGCAGAGGACACUCCGUGCACUUGGAGCUCAUGGAAUUUCUUAUCGCCACAUAACCUCGACUUCAGGUCAAGGAAACCUUAUCGGGAGACCACAAGUGAAACACCCGAGCUGCUUCGACAAUUCCCACGCAUCCAACUCUUCGAUCACAGGAAGCAGCUCUUUGUCUUUUAGGAGUCACACCUGUGGACAACUGAGAUCUGAGCAUAUUGGAGAGAAGGUCACAUUGUGUGGAUGGGUCCAAUACCUGAGACAAGACCUGUUUGUCAUUCUACGAGACUUCAGCGGCUUGACCCAAGUACUUAUACCUCAGCAGGAAGUAAGUAGCGAAGUCUCUGAUGAUUUCGGGGCUGUCUGCUUUGUGGCUGGUGUCUGCGGAGAUGCUGUCGUCAUCACGUUGCCUUUAUGACAGGGGAUGCCAACUGGAGACGUAGAAGUCCUUGCGGAGGACGUGGAAGUUUUCAAUGUGUGCCAGAAGUUGCCGUUUGAGAUUAAGGACUUUGUGAAAAAAUCAGAAUCGUUACGCAUGCAGUUUCGCUACCUGGACCUGAGGUCUUCUAGCUUGCAGAAGAACCUCCGACUGAGGUCUCAACUUGUGAUGAGGAUGAGAGAAUAUCUCUGCAACAUACACGGUUUUGUUGACGUAGAAACCCCAACAUUGUUUAGAAAAACACCAGGGGGAGCCAAAGAGUUUGUGGUUCCGUCCAGAGACCCGGGUCGUUUCUAUUCCCUCCCUCAGAGUCCUCAGCAGUUCAAGCAGCUUCUAAUGGUGGCUGGGAUUGACAGGUACUUCCAGAUAGCUCGGUGCUAUCGAGAUGAAGGCUCCAAACCGGAUCGGCAGCCCGAGUUCACCCAGGUCGACAUCGAAAUGUCUUUUGUGGACCAGGCGGGCAUCAUGUCCCUGGUGGAAGGUUUGUUGGAAUACUCGUGGCCUGCAGAGAAAGGCCCGCUCCCGCUUCCUUUCCCAUGCGUGACGUAUGAAGAGGCCAUGAGGGACUAUGGGGUGGACAAACCUGAUACCAGAUUUGGCAUGAAGCUGACGGACCUCCGAGACGUUUUCCUGUCCACCGAUAUCGGUUUCUUCAAAUCGGCUGUCAGCAAAGCGGGAAGCUCUGUUUUGGCCAUCUGUGUGCCCAGGGGAGCACAACUAUUCACGGGGAAAGAUUUAGAAGAACUGAAACAAACAUCCAAGACUCAUUUUAACCAGGAGGUGAGUUUAGUGCUGGUCAGAGAAGAUGGAACCCUGAAGUCUCCUCUGAAGAAACUCUUGUCAGGCCCCGCCACUGAUGCUGUACUGCGGAAGACGGCCGCCGAACCAGGAGACCUGCUGCUGAUCGCCGCUGGUCCCAUUGAAGUUCUGCGCCCAAUGCUCGGGAGUCUUCGUUUACAGUGCGCAGAGCUCCUGGAGUCUCAUGGCUUGACAGUCCGCGACUCUUCGGCCUUUCAUUUCCUGUGGGUUGUGGAUUUCCCCCUCUUCUUGCCCAAAAAGGACGAGCCGGAGCAGCUGGAGUCUGCCCAUCAUCCAUUUACCGCUCCGGCGCCAGAGGACACAGCAUUACUCUACACGCAGCCAGAAAAAGUUCGUGGCCAGCACUAUGACCUCGUGUUGAAUGGUUGUGAGAUUGGAGGAGGUUCGGUUCGAAUCCACAAGGCUUCGGAGCAACUUCACGUUUUAAAGAAUAUCCUCAAGGAGGAUCCCACUGUUCUUUCUCACCUGUUGGAGGCUCUGGACUCUGGCGCGCCACCACAUGCCGGUAUUGCGCUUGGUUUGGACCGGCUGGUUUCCAUCAUGGUGGGGGCUUCCAGCAUACGUGAUGUCAUCGCCUUCCCAAAGUCAUUUCGCGGUCAUGACCUGAUGAGUCGCGCCCCAGACUUUGUGUCAGAUGAGGAGCUGAAGUCCUACCACAUUUCAGUCAAGUGGCCAGCAGAGACAGGAGGACCCGAUAGAAAGUGUGGAGAUUUAGAACAAAGAUAAUAGGGAAGGAAAAGCCUUCCGCAUUCUUUUUCAUUGAUGCCCAUUGAAAUGCAUGCUGGGAGGGGAGUUUAUUUUUU
Messenger RNA from Hippocampus comes (tiger tail seahorse), 2512 nucleotides. RefSeq names its product aspartyl-tRNA synthetase 2, mitochondrial (gene dars2). NCBI's taxonomy places the organism in Eukaryota, Metazoa, Chordata, Actinopteri, Syngnathiformes, Syngnathidae. Gene Ontology annotation, biological process: aspartyl-tRNA aminoacylation. Gene Ontology annotation, cellular component: mitochondrion; cytoplasm. The record is from RefSeq and is a predicted model, not a curated record. The transcript has 16 exons. Gene Ontology annotation, molecular function: aspartate-tRNA ligase activity; ATP binding.